Molecule: messenger RNA, 1422 nt
Organism: Talaromyces rugulosus
Lineage: Eukaryota; Fungi; Ascomycota; Eurotiomycetes; Eurotiales; Trichocomaceae
Exons: 9
Coding region: 1-1422 (473 amino acids)
Biological process (GO): transmembrane transport
Cellular component (GO): membrane
Molecular function (GO): transmembrane transporter activity
Source: RefSeq, a predicted model, not a curated record
AUGACAGACUUUUCCAGCCCAAAUAAUGUCGUCGUCGAGGAUGAGAAGCUAGGCAGGUUCCAGGACGAGGAUGUUGAACAAACAAGCAACGCACUACAGAAUGUUGACGAGAAAAGGAUUUUGCGCAAAAUGGACAUUCGCCUUCUCCCUAUGCUAUCCAUUUUGUAUCUGCUGUGUUUUCUCGAUCGGGGCAACAUAGGGAAUGCGAAGAUUGAAGGCUUGCCUGAAGAGCUCGGUCUGACAAGCCCUCAGUACAACUUGUGUUUGACCGUGUUCUUUUUCACAUAUGCCGCCUUCGAAGUUCCAUCAAACCUGCUUUUGAAGCGACUCCGACCGUCUAUCUGGCUACCUGCUAUUAUGGUGGCUUGGGGAAUCGUUAUGACCCUGAUGGGCGUCGUUAAAAAUUAUGCUGGACUGUUGACGGCAAGGCUGUUUCUCGGAGUCGCAGAAGCCGGCCUUUACCCCGGAGUCGCAUUCUAUAUAACCAUGUGGUACUGUCGCCAUGAAGCGCAAUAUCGACAAGCGUUGUUUUUUAGCUCUGCUAGUAUUGCUGGUGCUUUUUCUGGGCUUCUCGCUUUUGGCAUUGCAAAAAUGGACGGCGUUGGGGGAUACUCUGGCUGGCGAUGGAUCUUUAUUCUUGAAGGUUUAGCCACGGUGCUUGUUGGCUUCAUUUCAUUUUUCGUGAUUCAUGACUAUCCCGAGACUGCUUCCUUUUUAACAAAAGACGAACGAGAAUGGGUGAUUAGUCGUUUAAGAAAUCAGAAUGUCGAUAUCCAUGGGAGACAGGUGGCGGAGGAAGAAGCAUUCUCUUGGAAGUACGUCCGAGAUGCCUUUACAGAUUGGCAAAUUUACCUUGCCCUCAUUAUGUACUGGGGUGUCCUCCCCAUAUAUAUCACGUCGGCCAUUGUCUCUGUCGUUGCUGCAUUUUUCUCGGAUCGAGCAGGCCAAAGAUCGCCUUUUAUUUUCGGCUUUUUCAUCUGCAUCAUAUCAGGCUUUGUUAUUUGCAUUGCAGCCUCGGGCAGAGGAGUACCCGGGGUUGUCUAUUUUGGCACAUUUUUAGCUGUUGUCGGAAUCUAUCCAGCCUUUCCUGGAAACGUCACUUGGCUUAGCAACAACCUGGCAGGAGGAUACAAACGCGCAGCGGGAAUGGCCAUCCACAUUGGUAUUGGUAACCUCGGUGGUGCUAUGGCCUCCAACUUUUAUCGCGAACAAGACAGUCCCAAGUUUAUUUUGGGCCAUGCCUUGGAACUUGGAUUUGCCGUUGCCGGGGCGCUCGCUGUGCUCAUUCUCCGAAUCUCAUAUCAAAAAGUUAAUCUAAAGAGAGAAAAGGCCUUGGCGGAUAUACAUUCUAAUACUGCAUCAUUCGAGUCUGAAUCGAGUGGGGAGGGGGAUCGGAGCUUGACGUUCCGAUAUAUUCUGUAG